Molecule: messenger RNA, 3450 nt
Organism: Ixodes scapularis (black-legged tick)
Lineage: Eukaryota; Metazoa; Arthropoda; Arachnida; Ixodida; Ixodidae
Exons: 5
Coding region: 513-2585 (690 amino acids)
Source: RefSeq, a predicted model, not a curated record
CACCAAUCGCCAUUCAGCUGUUCGCAAACGUAAGAUGACGUGCCGGGCCACGUGACCCCGUUUUUGUUGUAAGUUUUGUUUGUUUUACCCACUUCUUUCUCUCAAGCUCUCUAGCAGCGAGUGGGGGAGAGAAUGGAAGAGGCGAGGGAAAAAGGCGAGGGAGCAGGGAGCGAACGGCGCCCCCAAAGAAGAGAGGUGAGUUGCCGCUAGCUACACCGGCUACACCGGCUGCACUCGGAACAGGAAUUCGGGGCUUGAAAAUGUUUUCGCGCCUUGGCGCGCUUCGUGCUGGUCGGUGCUUCGGAGCGGCUCCUUCCUCGGGUGGCUCGUGUUUGUCGUCUGCAAACAUCGACGCGUGAAAAUCGGGACGAAGACCACUGCACCCGUGCAUCUCUCCCGGGAACCAGAGGCAACAAGUGUUUGGCCGACGACGCCGCUUCGGGGUUUUUUUUUUUGCUCGCCGCUCGUGGAAUGUCGUCUGCUUCUGCGAUCAUGGAGUAUCGUCUGCCAAAAUGAUGAAGUGGAGGGUUCAGAAGAAGAGGGCCAGGCGGGACGCCAAUCGUGCCUCCAAGAACGACGCCAGCAACGGCGAAGAGACGGACGACGUCCGGGCCUCCUUGGACUUCCUGGACCGAGUCAUCGAGGAGUACAACAGCCUUCCGGAGAGCGUCGCGGAGCAGACAUCUCUUACACCGGAAGGAGAUGACGCCCCCAGCUCGCUCAACGGGAACGAGGUCGGAGACUCGGCGGCCGAGGCGCUCGAAGCACCGGAGCAUUUCUCAAUCAACCUGGUCAUCGUCAAUGAAGUCGUUAAGGAGGAAGAACAGCCGCUUGCGGGUGACCCGGCACCGGAGCCCCCUCCGCCUCCAGUGCCGAAGAGGCUACCCCCUUUGCCACGCUCUUCCUCGGCCGGUUGCAUGACGUCGCGGGAGUACCCCGUGAGCCCGCCACCACGGAGACGCUACCUCAGCCCGGAGCGCCGACGUCGUGCCCUGCAGCUCAACAACGGCAACAAGGCCCCUAACGGCAGCGUCGCCAAUGGCAGCAUCGUCAAUGGUCACAUCGCCAGUGGCAACAUUGUCAACGGCAACGCCGCCGGUAGCAACGGAAUUCGCGACUUCAGAAGGAGUCCCGCCACGCUUCAGGACGCUCGAGACAGUUUCUUGAAGGAGCUAAGCUUCCAGAAGGCACCUCAGUCUUUCACUACGGGUUCCGUCGACAACCGCCUCUCGAACAUUUCGAAGGUCUGUUUCGAAGACCAAGAACCGAGUGACGAAGAGGACCCGCUGUUUAAGCAAACAUCCGACUUACAACAGGAUCGAGACGCUUUUCCGAAACACGGCCAGCAGAGCGCUCUGCAAAGCGUCCAAGAUUCCCAGUUCAGGAAAGGUCAUACUGUGCGGAACGGAAACGGUUGUCACCAUGAAGAUGAAGAUGACGGCUCGGGCAACAGUAGCGACAACCUUAAAAUGACCGUUACCAUCCGCACAGUGCCGGAGAUGGGCAGCUUCCGGCGGAAGUCCGAAUCAAGAAAUUCCAUCCACGUCGACUUUAGCGUUCGCGACGGUCACUCGUGCAACGGGAAGGGCGGGGGAGGUACCGUCACUACUUCCGGAGAAAACGGGACAGGGAACGUCCAAAGUUCGGGACUAACCCGAAGUCGAAGCCUCCGGGGUCAACGCAACCACCACGAAGACAUUUCCAACUGCGAUCGGCCGCGGAGAACCUGGGAAGACUUCUCGCCACCGCCACUGCCGCCGCGAAAAGCCAAGGAAGAUGUCAACAGGAAACCACAGUUCUCCUCUUCACCCACCACCAAGAGGGUCACCUUCCAGAUUGUUUCUCCACUAGAACCUCCCGCGGUUCAAGAGCCUCUCCAACCAGAUGACACCGACACGACGCCAGAGGACACCUUCUUCACCAGGCCUCAUCGGUCAGCGUCCGUUGGCAAAUCAACCAAGCUGAACCCGGCCAUUCGAAACGGAUCUUCGUCGCCACCUAGCUACGGGGGGCUCGGCACCAACGGGAGGAUCGACAGUAAGGACGCGAACAAGGAAAGCAAGACAAAGGACAGUGGCAUUAACAGAAGGACGCAACUGGGACAACUGGACAAGGAACACAUGGUCAAGUCGUCAUCGUUCAGCGUGAUGAGCAAGACGUUCGAGCCCCCGUCGUCGGUGAGCGACGUGUCGACGGACUGCUACAACGUGUACAACGUUCGCACGCGCAAGAUCUCGUCCAGCGUGACCAAGCCUGACGUCCUCGGAGGAAGGGCCAGGUCCCCGCUAGAGUCGGUUCAGACGUCCAACGGUUCGGGCGUCGUGAUCCGCAGGGAAGGGCAGUUCUCCAAGCUGAGGAACAUGUCCCCUACCAGGGAGGCCGAGAAACUCAUCGGCAAGAUCAUCUCCAGAUGCAAGUCCGGUUCCGCCCUUGGCAACAAAGAGCGCAAGGCAGCGGUCGAGACGAGACAGGCACCGUCCCAGCCUCAGCAGCAACAGCAGCCGCUUCGGACGCUAAAGCUGACUCCGAGGCAGCAGCAGAGACACAGCAGGUGCACCAAGUGUGCUCUCGCACAGAGCAAGUGAACUGCUUCGUCGACGAGUGAAUGUCACUCAAAGCCGGCGACUACAGCAACCACAUGCGUGGAGUGACUGCUGGGCAUGAAAGCUACACGUUCCCGAAGUUCCUAAUGUUGGGAAGCGCCGAGGAACACAAAGGAAUUCCAGCGAACAUAUGUGUGGUCGUGUCACGGGUGUAUGGGACAACUAUGCUUUGCUUGUGCUCGAUUCCCACUAGAGCAACAAACGGAAAAAACCGACACCGAGCAACCUCAAGCACGUGCCGCAUGCCCGCGAAUGUAUCUUUGGCAGGAUUGUAGUCACUCGUGCUUAUUUUACUAGCAUCGAGUGACUGCAAACCUGCCCAAGAUACCUUCGCGAGCAUGCUGCAAUCACGUGCUUAGGUUGGUCGGUGUCGGUUGGUAUCUCGGUCUGCCGAGUUGGGGGGACUCGGGCAUAGAGGGAGGCACCGUGACGCACGUGGGAGCACCGGUCUGACAGAUACAAGUAAUCACUAAUCUAAACCAGAAUAUAUGUAUAUUGUGACCUCGUGACCAAACUGUCCGGAGUGCAUGUACCAUAGAUGAAAGUAGACUGAACGCGUAAGUUAAGUGUCUCAAAGCUGAUUGAAAGAGCUGCGUUGAGCGCACUCCAACAAGUGACGGUACAAAGUGGCAUAACGUUGUCGAACUGAGCCCGAAUCAAAAAUGGUGAUCGUCGCAAGCCCAGUGUCUAUGGACAUAACGCUAACUCGAACAAAGCACUGGAGUGGUACACGUCACACGUGGUGCAUCCAGCAAAUGAGCGUCGCUCCUUGGUUCGAACUCCCGGGCGGCUUCAACAAUGUGUACUUGUACAUUAGAUUAUAAUUAAAGCAACUCGAGAUUCUUCA